Molecule: messenger RNA, 2504 nt
Organism: Gastrolobium bilobum
Lineage: Eukaryota; Viridiplantae; Streptophyta; Magnoliopsida; Fabales; Fabaceae
Product: neutral/alkaline invertase 3, chloroplastic-like
Exons: 7
Coding region: 198-2150 (650 amino acids)
Biological process (GO): sucrose catabolic process
Cellular component (GO): chloroplast
Molecular function (GO): sucrose alpha-glucosidase activity; endo-alpha-N-acetylgalactosaminidase activity
Source: RefSeq, a predicted model, not a curated record
GAGGUUGGUAAGAAUUAAAAAUAUAAAUAAUAAUAAUAAUAAUAAAAAUGGUGCGAGCAAUAACAUGAGGUCUUUUAUCAUGAUACGUUUUCUUUCUCUGUAAUUAUAAUAUCUGAAGAUCCACGACAGUAUCAGUGCUCUUGUGCGGUCAAAGGAAGCAAAAUUUAAGCUGGUAUAGUUCCUUCUUGUAAAGCAGCAUGUCCUCGGGUACCUUCAAAGCUGCUUUUCAGGUUCUGUCAAGGGCUGUGCCUCAAACUGGGUACAAUGUACCUUUUGUGAACUUUUCAGAUUUAACAUUACAUUCCAAGUUUCAAGUAAAAUGUAUGAAGAAAAGAUCCUCAAGGCAUAGGAAUUUAAUCAAGUGUCCUAGCAUGCUUCAAAAUCAGUUAAGAACUCAUCAAUUUCACUGGAUGGAUGUCUGUUUCUGUGACUAUCAGACUUAUAGUCGUCCAUGGUUGCAGACAUGCAAAUGCCAACAGGCUGAAAGUGCAAGUGGCAUAACUGCAGGAGAUGAAAAUGGAUCAUGGUUUGUGAAUAAUGUUGAAACAUCAAAUUCGGUAAGCAAUGCGAUGAGUGCACAGCCUAUUCAAGAGUUUCAAGAUGUUCAACAGUUGAAACAAGAAAAGGAGGUUUUGACAUCUAAUGGUACAAAUGGAACUAUCACAGACAUCUUUGACACAAUUAGCCUCAACUCGUUUGAGGAAGAAGCUUGGGACCUACUAAGGGAGUCUGUAGUUUAUUAUUGUGGCAGUCCUAUUGGAACUAUUGCUGCAAAGGACCCAACAAUUUCCAAUGUUUUGAAUUAUGACCAGGUCUUUAUUCGUGAUUUCAUUCCUUCUGGAAUUGCUUUCCUAUUGAAGGGGGAGUACGACAUUGUUCGGAAUUUUAUCCUUUAUACACUUCAGUUGCAGAGCUGGGAGAAAACAAUGGAUUGUCAUAGUCCAGGACAAGGUUUGAUGCCUGCUAGUUUUAAGGUUCGGACAGUUCCUCUGGAUGGUGAUGAUUCUGCAACAGAAGAGGUUUUGGAUCCUGACUUUGGAGAGGCAGCCAUUGGCCGUGUUGCUCCAGUUGAUUCAGGAUUGUGGUGGAUUAUUUUAGUACGAGCAUAUGGAAAAUGCUCUGGUGAUCUAUCAGUUCAGGAAAGAGUUGAUGUGCAAACAGGAAUUAAGAUGAUUUUGAGGUUGUGUCUUGCUGAUGGCUUUGACAUGUUCCCAACAUUAUUAGUAACUGAUGGUUCUUGCAUGAUAGAUCGAAGAAUGGGAAUUCAUGGGCAUCCUUUGGAGAUUCAGGCACUGUUUUAUUCUGCUUUACUUUGUGCACGUGAGAUGCUUGCUCCAGAGGAUGGAUCAGCUGAUCUUAUACGAGCACUGAACAAUCGUCUCAUAGCUCUUUCAUUUCAUAUUAGAGAAUAUUAUUGGAUUGAUAUGAAAAAGUUAAAUGAGAUUUACCGUUACAAAACAGAGGAGUACUCAUAUGAUGCAGUUAAUAAGUUCAACAUAUACCCAGAUCAGAUUUCUCCUUGGUUAGUGGAAUGGAUGCCAAACAGAGGAGGCUAUUUAAUUGGUAACUUACAACCAGCCCACAUGGAUUUCCGAUUUUUUUCACUUGGAAACUUGUGGUCUGUUGUAAACAGUUUGGCCACAGUGGAACAAUCACAUGCCAUAUUGGAUCUUAUUGAGGCCAAAUGGUCAGAUUUGGUGGCAGAGAUGCCAUUCAAGAUUUGUUAUCCUGCUCUUGAAGGUCAGGAGUGGCAGAUAAUCACAGGCAGUGAUCCCAAGAACACGCCUUGGUCCUACCAUAAUGCAGGUUCUUGGCCAACACUGCUCUGGCAGCUCACAGUUGCAUGCAUAAAGAUGAAUAGACCACAUAUUGCUGCAAAAGCUGUUGAAAUUGCUGAGAGACGCAUAUCAAGAGACAAGUGGCCAGAAUAUUAUGACACGAAGAGAUCUCGAUUCAUUGGAAAGCAAUCUCAAUUAUAUCAGACUUGGUCAAUUGCCGGAUACCUUGUGGCGAAGAUGCUGCUGGCAGACCCAAGUAGAGCAAACAUACUGAUAACUGAAGAGGAUUCUGAACUUGUGAAUGCCUUGAUAAGUGCCAACCCAAGAGGAAAGCGUGGGCGGAAAAAUUUGAAGCACACCUACAUUGUAUGAGUCUUCAAUUGCAAUUGAUUCAGUUCUUUUUGGACAGCUGAUUAUUAGUUAUGAUCCAGUUCAUUUAUCUUCUGAUUAGCAGCAUAUUAUUCUAGAAACAGCGGGGAUAUUUCUGUAGUAGUUUGGGUUGGUUAUGAUAAAACUGUCUUAUACACUAGAAUAUGUAUAUGUAAUUGUGAUGAUGAUGUCAAUACUUCAGGAUUGUAAUUAGCAUACAAAAGAUACAACUAAUCAGAGAUGGUGAAGACUUAUAUACUAAGUCUCUAGAGAAAAACUAGCUUCCUCCUUUUGCAUAUCUGCUGAUACACAUUUCUGUAAUUGCCAUAGUCCAUAACCUAAUACAAAUUUGUGUUA